This is a messenger RNA of Rotaria sp. Silwood1, 1336 nucleotides long. The record is from the annotation of a GenBank genome assembly. Lineage: Eukaryota; Metazoa; Rotifera; Eurotatoria; Philodinida; Philodinidae.
AUGGAUACACAUGAUGAUAACAACGAAGUUCGAGAUAAAUUUCAACAGCAAUUAAUUUUAAAAAAACUCGAACUCCAACUCCAAUUAGAAGAACACAGAAUAAGUGAAGAAACAAAAUUUGAAAUUGAAAAACAUAAAAUAAGUGAAAAAACAAAACGUGAAAUUGAAAAACACAAAAUAAUUGAAGAAACAAAAUUUGAAAUCGAAAAACAAAAGUUAAUUCAACAAUUACAACUUCACAAAAAAAAUGCACAACAAGAGAUACAACAAUAUAAAUUAGAACUAGAAUUUGGUUCAUCAUCAAUUAAAAGAUCUGGUAUUUUACUAUGGUUUCAUGAUGAUUUCUACAAGUACUACGUUAGUGGUCAUCUAUAUUCUUUUAGUGCUAUUGAUUUAUUUAAAAAUGAUAAUGAUUUAAAUGAUAAUAUAUUAACACAUAUUCAAUGUUAUUUACAUGAAUGUUCAUCGAAUUCUCAAUUAAAUGAAAUAUUUAUUCAGCAAGCGUUUAAUAAAAUGAUGGUUAAAUUAUUAAAAGAAAUUAAUUGUAAUACAAUAUUGAAAUAUUUAAGUACAUCUUCUCAAGGUUAUUUACAGGAGCAGUUUCGUCCUGCAUGUACAUUUAUAUAUAAAAAUGUAAAUAUCAACAUGAAUGAACAACAUCAUUUUUUAGAAGAUUUCGUUGUUUUUCUUGGUGAUUUGAAGACACCAAACGUUUCUUUAACAGAUACAAGUGCAAUUGGACAAGUAUUACAAUAUUUGAAAGUUCUAUUAGAUGUACAAAAACGUCGAAAGAUAUAUGGCUUUUUAUGUAAUUAUAAAGAGAUAAAAUUUUUUUAUAUUGAAAACAAAGAUAAUAACUAUUGCUAUAAAUAUUAUGAAAGUGAACAAUUGAAACUGUUUAGUAAUUUAUCUGAAACAUCAUUUAUUGGUGAUAAGUCAAGAAAAACAAUUAAACAUUCAAGAAAUUUAUGUAUUAAUAAAGACACAUGGAAAGUGUUCGUUAGAUUUUUAACCAUGAAUUGUGAUUUUUAUGAAUAUACACAUUUGGAUAUAGAUCCUUAUGAUAAUUUACUGUGUAAUGAAUAUAUGAUAACAAAAAGAUUAGGUUAUGGUUUUACAUCAAAAGUCUAUUUAUUAAAACAAAUUAAAUGUGAACAUCAAACAGAAAAUUUAAAAAAAUAUGUGAUGAAAAUAUCAAAAAAUAGUUCAUAUAAACAACACAUUUUAAAUGAAUUUCAAAUAAUACAAAAAUUAAAACAAUCUAAUAAUUUGGAUAAAUUUAAUUUAUUUUUUCAAGAUAUUCUUUCAACAUUAUCAUCUUCAGGUAAGAUUUAUC